Siniperca chuatsi (mandarin fish) is the source of this 1173-nucleotide messenger RNA. It is a transcript of the gene mrpl57, whose product is annotated as mitochondrial ribosomal protein L57. Lineage: Eukaryota; Metazoa; Chordata; Actinopteri; Centrarchiformes; Sinipercidae. Gene Ontology annotation, cellular component: mitochondrial ribosome. Gene Ontology annotation, biological process: mitochondrial translation. Gene Ontology annotation, molecular function: structural constituent of ribosome. The transcript has a single exon. The record is from RefSeq and is a predicted model, not a curated record. The coding region runs from base 1 to 312 and encodes 103 amino acids.
AUGUUCCUCACCCUCACGCUGUUGCGGAAAGGCAUCCCUGGGAAACAGUGGAUCGGGAAGUAUCGGCGUCCACGACAAAUUACAUGGCAGAUGAAACGCAAUACGCUGAAGCAUCUGGAGCGUGAGGCGGAGAACGAAUACUGGAUCAGCCGGCCGUACAUGACUGCGGAGCAGGAGUACUGCCACGCCGCAGAGCGCAGAGCCCAGUCCUGGCUCAAGAUCAAGGAGGCCAAAUUCACCAAUUUUCCUGAACACAAACACAUCACAGAUCACCUGAGUCAUCUCAAAAUCACCAAGACUUGGUCAAGUUAAUGUGAGCAGAGAAAUGACAUGCAAAGACUGUCUUUAUAAUGUGACAAUAUAACAUGUUUAUGCUCUGUUAAAGCUCUGUUUUGUUAUGUGUAUUAUAUUAUAAUAUGAAGCGGGACUUUGUAUGUCAGCUGAAAAGCUACCAUAAAAAGUUGUCAACCAAGUCCACAAUAGUGUUUUAACUCCAUCUGCCUCCAUAAAACAAACCUGUAAACUGUGUGUCUGUGGUUGUGUAUCACAGACUGAAUCCACACUGCAACAGGACUGUAAUUUCUCCACAUUCAGUGCAGCUCCUUCAGAUAGAAACGGCUUAACAUUUUAAACCUCAUCUGUGGGUCCUUAUUUUAGCUCUCAUUAACAAAAUACACUUUCAAGUUGAGAAAGCCAGGCUUCCCGCUGGAUUUCUAUAAUUAUAUGAACUGCUGGAAGUGUAUUCCAUGAGGAAAAUGUUGGAGGAUUUAUAUAAACUGUCUGGGGAGCUUGGGCUAAAAUUAUGUAAUUUUACAAAGGGUUAAUUUCACUGUAAUAUAGCAGAAUGCAUUCUACUGUUUUACAUUUCAGUUGUGACUGUCAGUAAGCCCAGCUGUAGCUGAAAUUAGUGUUUAAUCCUUUUGAACCUUUGAAGUUAGAAAAACCAGGAAGGAAGAUGUAUUCGAGGUUCACGUAAACACUCAUGUCAUUCAUGGAUUCUCAUAAAAUGUAACAUUUUUGCCAUAGUGUGAUUCUGUUCAGGCUGCUGUAAUUUAGUAAUGUGUUUCUGUUUGGAAAAAUAGACUGUACUGACAUUAAUACCUGGUAGUCAGUGGCUAUCAGUGAUGAGCAUUGUGCGUUUGACCCUCUAUAAAACCUACAAUCUGCAACCUA